AUGUCGUCAGACGCUUCCAAAUUGAGCAUCACUGGCUUGAUUGCUGCAGCAAAAGACGCAGGAUUCCAGAACUUCCAGAACUUGCUCGAAUCUUACGGUCUUCAAAUUUGGAAAGAUGACGAAGUACAGGAAGGCAAGGCCAUCUUGAGGGCUAUGGGAUAUGGCAUUUAG
Macroventuria anomochaeta is the source of this 171-nucleotide messenger RNA. RefSeq lists its product as uncharacterized. The transcript has a single exon. NCBI's taxonomy places the organism in Eukaryota, Fungi, Ascomycota, Dothideomycetes, Pleosporales, Didymellaceae. The coding region runs from base 1 to 171 and encodes 56 amino acids. The record is from RefSeq and is a predicted model, not a curated record.